Molecule: messenger RNA, 1617 nt
Organism: Sardina pilchardus (European sardine)
Lineage: Eukaryota; Metazoa; Chordata; Actinopteri; Clupeiformes; Clupeidae
Product: gamma-aminobutyric acid receptor subunit beta-2
Exons: 10
Coding region: 46-1617 (523 amino acids)
Biological process (GO): chloride transmembrane transport; regulation of membrane potential; nervous system process
Cellular component (GO): neuron projection; plasma membrane; synapse
Molecular function (GO): extracellular ligand-gated monoatomic ion channel activity; neurotransmitter receptor activity; chloride channel activity
Source: RefSeq, a predicted model, not a curated record
UCUCGUCUGUCUUCACAGAAAUACAAAAAUCAAGCCAAAAAAACUAUGACAAUCCUCAGAAUGGGGAAAAAGCGGUAUUUCGGAGUUUGGACGUUUCCUUUAAUAGUUGCCGUGGUGUGCGCACAAAGUGUAAAUGACCCUAGCAAUAUGUCACUGGUAAAAGAAACUGUGGAUAGACUGUUGAAGGGAUAUGACAUUCGCUUGAGGCCAGACUUUGGAGGUGCCCCGGUGGGAGUGGGGAUGAACAUAGACAUCGCCAGCAUUGACAUGGUAUCUGAAGUCAACAUGGACUAUACGUUGACGAUGUACUUCCAGCAAGCGUGGCGGGACAAACGGUUGUCCUACUCAGAGAUUCCCCUCAACCUCACCUUAGAUAACCGGGUGGCGGAUCAGUUGUGGGUCCCAGACACGUACUUCCUGAACGACAAGAAGUCCUUCGUCCACGGAGUGACGGUGAAGAACAGGAUGAUCCGUCUGCAUCCUGAUGGAACUGUACUCUACGGCCUGAGGAUUACCACCACGGCCGCUUGUAUGAUGGACCUGAGGAGAUACCCUCUGGAUGAGCAGAACUGCACCCUGGAGAUCGAGAGCUAUGGUUACACCACAGAUGACAUUGAGUUUCACUGGAGAGGGGGUGACACUGCGGUGACAGGCGUGGAGAGGAUCGAGCUGCCUCAGUUCUCCAUAGUUGACUACAAGCUAAUCUCCAAGAAUGUCGUCUUCUCCACAGGCUCUUACCCACGGCUGUCAUUAAGCUUCAAGCUGAAGAGGAACAUCGGCUACUUCAUCCUGCAGACCUACAUGCCUUCGAUCCUCAUCACCAUCCUCUCCUGGGUCUCCUUCUGGAUCAACUACGACGCCUCGGCUGCAAGAGUGGCUCUGGGCAUCACAACUGUACUGACAAUGACCACGAUCAACACCCACUUGAGAGAGACUCUCCCCAAGAUCCCUUACGUCAAAGCCAUUGACGUCUACCUAAUGGGCUGCUUCGUCUUCGUCUUCCUCGCCCUGCUCGAGUACGCCCUGGUCAACUACAUCUUUUUCGGAAGAGGCCCUCAACGCCAGAAGAGGGCAGCUGAAAAAGCAGCCAAAGCCAACAAUGAGAAGAUAAGGCUGGACCCAAACAAGUGGCUGGUUGGGAACAUAGUCCAGCGAGAUGACGCCUUGUUUCCCAGAAUGAAACAGAGGGACCUAGGCGGUCAUGACACAAUGUGGGAACCCAUCUUCAUGGAUGACGCAGCGAUGGGGCUCGGAGAGCAGAAGAACAAGAUGGAUUCUCAUGAGAAUAUUCUCCUCACCCCUCUGGAGAUCAAGAACGAGAUGGGUACGCCAGAGCUCACCCUAAGCCUGAGCGACCCCCGGGGCACCAUGCUGACCUACGACAGCUCCACGCUCCAGUACCGGAAGCCGGGCCUGUCACGCCACAACUAUGGGCACAAUGCCCUCGAGCGGCACAUGGUCCAGAAGAAGGGCCGGUUACGAAGGAGCGCCUCCCAGCUCAAGAUCCGAAUCCCUGACCUGACAGACGUGAACUCUAUCGACAAGUGGUCAAGGGUUCUCUUUCCGACUGUCUUCGGAUGUUUCAACAUGAUCUACUGGCUUUACUACAUCAACUAA